UUGGGAAGCGGAUGGAUACUCGACAUAAGGAAUAGCUACUAUAAUCUAGCUAAUGUAUGAACUAGCGCGUCUAUCCGUCACUAGCUGUCUCCCUGGUAGGCCCAAUUUUUCUCCCUAUCCUCCUCCUACCUGUUCCCGUGAAGCAGAUCGAACAAGAAAGCCCCGUCCCCCUCCUUUCGCAGGACCCCCUAUUCUACUUCAGCUGCAGCGCCUGUACGCGUCCCUCAGCAAGCCCAGCCAGCGUAUGGGAUCCAGUGCCGGCUCCGCAUCCGGCACGACGAAUGCUGUGGCGUUGGUGCUGCUUGCUUGUGCUUCGUGUUGAGUCGCGCUUGGCGGGUUGCACAGAACCCCACCGCGCGGCCUGCAAAACCGCGGCUGCGGGAAGGGUUGUCGAGCAGACACGACACAUUGGUUCGGGCGCGGUGGGUUGGUGGGCUUCCGGCGUGGUGCUUGCAUAUGUUCCAAGAGCGUUGUGUUGCGUGAGGUGAGGGGUUUGUGCGGUUUGUUAGGGAGGAUGUGACGUAGCGAGGAUGUGACGUAUAAAGGGGUGGGUUCCCCGCUUCUUUGGGUGAGGUAUAAGCUAUUGAGAACUUCAAUUCAUCAUCGAAUAUUCGUCAAUUGCAAGUCUAUUUUAAAAGUCUUACGCAAAGGGAAAGAGAACGUAAAGAGUACUGCAAUCAUGUCUCCCUG
Messenger RNA from Mytilinidion resinicola, 690 nucleotides. RefSeq lists its product as uncharacterized. The coding region runs from base 53 to 322 and encodes 89 amino acids. The transcript has a single exon. The record is from RefSeq and is a predicted model, not a curated record. NCBI's taxonomy places the organism in Eukaryota, Fungi, Ascomycota, Dothideomycetes, Mytilinidiales, Mytilinidiaceae.